Messenger RNA from Echinostoma caproni, 237 nucleotides. The record is from the annotation of a GenBank genome assembly. NCBI's taxonomy places the organism in Eukaryota, Metazoa, Platyhelminthes, Trematoda, Plagiorchiida, Echinostomatidae.
AUGUGGCUUUUGGAUGGAAUUCUCAAGUGUCCGGAGAAAGUAUGUCCGCUAUAUGUUGAAGAUAUUGAUUACUACGAUAUGUACGUCUCUGCCUGUCAAACCUCACAUCUUCCAAACGAACCGAAUGCGGCCAAAGAUUUCCGGCAAAAACCAACUGAAGUGGCCAGUCGUCAUCCUGAUUACUGCACGGUUAUUUUGCAGCUGAGCGAAAAAUCGGUCAAUUUGAUCGAGGCAUAG